This is a messenger RNA of Pieris rapae (cabbage white), 3069 nucleotides long. Its product is annotated as late secretory pathway protein AVL9 homolog. The coding region runs from base 117 to 2054 and encodes 645 amino acids. Lineage: Eukaryota; Metazoa; Arthropoda; Insecta; Lepidoptera; Pieridae. Gene Ontology annotation, cellular component: cytoplasm. The record is from RefSeq and is a predicted model, not a curated record. The transcript has 7 exons.
CAAUGCUAAAAAAUGGGAAAAUGAAAUUUUUGGUUUUGUGUUGUUUUGUCUUUUGAAUUGGCGAAAAUUAUAUAAAUUAAUAUGUUUACAUUUUGAUAAAAUUUGAAACAACAAAUAUGGCAUUCAUUAACGAACCGGUGUUAAACAUUAUAGUAGUGGGUUUUCACCACAAAAAAGGAUGCCAGGUAGAACACUGUUACCCUGAAUUAGUUCCCGGGAGACCCUCGGAACUUCCACCUGCUUGGAGAUAUUUACCAGCAUUGGCUUUACCCGAUGGCUCACACAAUUAUCUCUCUGACACAAUAUUUUUUAACUUGCCAGAUUUAAGUGACUCUUCAAGAACUGUUUACGGUGUAUCAUGUUUUCGACAAAUUCCUGUUGAGCAAGUUGUACAAAAAACUGAAGACAUGACAAGAAGUUCUGUUCAGAAGAGUGUUUGUGUUAUUUGUCGAGCACCUUUAUUUGGUAGACUGGCAGUUAAAAUGGAACUUGUUGUGAGGGCUUGGUUCCUGCAAGGUGAUUUCUCCCAGACAAAGCUAUUAGAAGAUGCAUAUAAUCACCUUAAUAGUUGCCCUGUACAAAUUGAUCAAUGUUUGGAAGGUUUAUCUGUACAAAAAUUAAUUGAAAAUUGGAGGCACAAAGCACUUUUGCUAUUCAAAUUAUUAAUAUUGAGUCGUAAAGUUGUCAUAUAUGGAUCUCCGGCUGGACAGCUUUCAACAGCCUUACUAACUGUAAUUUCACUACUGCCUCGUUGUUUAGAAUAUGGGCUAUCACAGUCGGCUAAUGUUGUACUAUCGCGACCCCUUUCACCAGUAACAACAGCUAUAGAAGUAAAUUCUGAAGAAUUUAAUGCUCUAAAUGCAAGUGUUUUUGGUAACAGUUUGGUUGAGGUACUGUCGCCAAAGGAAACUGGAAACCUUUUUGAUGAAAAAGAUAGAGUCAGCCGACAAAGUUUUGAUGAAACCUUACUGGCAGAUGUGCAAGAGUUACCUAGUAGAGAAAAAUGUCACAGCAUUGGUGAAAAGUAUAAACCUCAAAAAUGUGUGAUUGAAGCUCAGCAAAGCCCCACAAUGGCAAGAGACAUGAGUGUAGAUGGAUUGUAUAAUUUGAUAGGACAAAUAGAUCAGGCUGAUUGUGGUUUUCCACUGCCAUUGUUUGAAGAUGGGUAUCUCUGUUUGCCAUAUUUAUCUCUGCAGUACUUAGACCUACUGUCAGAUUCUGCCGUUCAAGGGUUUGUGGUUGGUGCUUCAAAUGUGCUUUUUAAACAGAAGAGACAGUUGUUUGAUGUUCUUGUGGAGUUGAAUGAAAUGCGUAUUGAGACAGCAGAUAUUGCUCUGAGAAGGCAGCUUACCCUUGGCACCGAAGAUCUUAGGUUUGCGGAUCAUGUGGUACGGCAUGGUCCUACUCAAGGGGAUGCAUGGAUAAGAGAUCAGUUUGCCACCUACUUGAUUUACCUUUUAAGGACAUCAUUGCUACCAGAUGGAAGCAGAGAAAUAGAAUCAUAUAACUCCCAGUUCAUGUCUGCAUUCAAGGCGACGCAUGCAUAUGAUAAAUGGCUAAAAAGUACUAAUAAUGGUGAUGUUGAAGCUUUCAUGAACUUGAUUCCGAUGCACCCCUUUGCUGGUCAACUUUCGGUGGCUGACAUGAAGUUGAAAUUUGCACACACCAUGUCCACAACGGAGGGUGGCAGGAAAGUGAGCGCAGCCGUGGCCACCACCGGUCGGGCGGUUGCCACGACGUCUCGGGCCGUAGGCGGAGCCCUGUCCCAGGCCCGCGGAGCCCUAUCCGGAUGGUGGAGCUCGCUCACCACUCCGACACCGACGCCCCUCCAUCUCUGCGACAGUUCAGACGAAAAACCCGCCGACUCUGAAGAAAAACCUGACAAUUCCGGUGAUGAGAAACCUGAGACUUCGCGCGAUGAUAAAAUGCCUUCCGAUGCCGAGGAAGCUCUGGAGGUCCAGGACAACAAGCGCCAGUGUGCUCCGUCGUCGGAUCCGCCCGACAAAGUCAUAGAAGACAACGCGGGUAACCUCAGCAAGAUACAAGUUGUUUGAAGUGUGAUAUUGCCGACUCAAUUUCCUCUAGGAUCCAUUAUUUAUUUUUAUACUUCUAGUUUAUUUUAUGUACAGUUGUUAUUCGUUUCGACUAAAAACGGUAUUUUUAUAAUUUUAGUUAAUCAAUAGAUUAGGAUUCGUGUGCCACUUGUAAAUAGGUCGAUCGAAUGUGUGAUGUAGAAGUGAGAUCUGAAUUUAUUAGCUCCGACAAAUUAUGUUUAGAUUGUACUUAAUUAUUUUUAUAUCUAGACGUGAACGGUUUGAGAAGGACUUUUUACAUUUCAAAGUAUUGUGAAUAUACGCUUUGCUCUCCACUUGGAUUCACUAAAGUUUUUUAUUUAUUUAAAGAAUAACAUAAUAUGUUAUAUUCACUCUUAUGUGGAGACUGCCUUGAGACCCCGGCGUAUGAUUGUGAAUUAAUCAUGUUUUUUCCUUGUUAAAAACUGCUGAACAAUUCGCUAGGUUAUAUCUUCUAUUAAACGGCUAAAGCGAUAAACAUAUAAUAGGAUUUUGAAAAGGUAUAUCGUAUAUGCGCAGUAUGAGCUAAAAUGUUUCAAUUAAGCUACAGGGAGGAUUAUAUACGAAUUUAUCGGGCUUUGAAGGAAUCCACUUCCCAAUUGUAGGUAUUGUUGAAUAAUGUAAGGCGUAUAUUUCAUACAUCCACGUGAAAAAUGAUCUCUUAAUUAAUAUGUUUAUGAUAAACACGUAGUGCGGCUAUUAAUUUUACGUUAAUCCGUUUCUUUAUGUAUAUAGUUGCGUUAUUUAGGUUUGUACUUAGUAUUUAUUUGUACAGCGAUGCAGGCGGGUGUGAUUUUGAAUCGAUAUAACUGAUUGCGACAGAUUUCUUUUAUGUCGCUCGUAAAGUGAAAUAAACAUGUCUUUCAUAAAAUCAUUGCAAUUUGAUAUAUUUUCGAAAAUACUGUUUUGCCAUUAAAUCUGUUGAAAAUUGUAUUUUUAAUUCACCUCAUUCAUUUCCAGUUGUAGAUCUGUAUGUACAAUAAAAAUGUUAAGCAUU